AGGUUGGGGUUUUGUUUUGCUUUGGUAGCGGUUUUACGUUCUAUCUGGGGACAAGAUUGUCGUUAGUGGUGUUAAUUACAUCAUAAUCUUUCUAAUAGGAAUUAAACAUUCUGUUAUUUCUGAUAAUUUAUAUGUUUGGUAGCAAUAGAGUAGACUCAUUGAUUUCAAAACAUUGUAAUGUCCGAGAAGUUACAAGCGUUUCUCAAAGAACAAAACAAUAAAAAAGGCAGAGGAAGUUUGCUAGGGUCUGGUACAAACAGUGGGAAUUCUUCUGCGGCCGAAGGUGAGUCUGAUACAUCAAAAUUGUUGUCAUGGGUUCCAUCAGUCUCCAUCUCCAUGCCAAAAGUAUUCUCGGGAUCUGAAAAACAGGAAUCUGCCAGCAAUACCAAUUGGUUUUCUGAAUCCAGUAGUGAUCCAAUAUGUCCAGCAUUGUCUAGAAAACAGAGGUUGAUUGGAUUUGCAGUUUGUGUUUUCACUGGAAUUAUGUGCUUUUCUCUUGCCGCAAUGUAUGCUCCUCUGCUUGUAUUAAAAGCUCGUAAAUUUUCACUUUUGUAUAGUCUUGGAAGCCUUUUUAUGAUAAACAGUUUUUCUUUUUUGUGGGGACCAUGGAUACACAUGAAGCAUCUUUUAACAAAGGAUCGUCUUCCAUUUACUUUUGCAUAUUUUGGUUCACUUUUUGCAACUUUGUAUUUUGCAAUGUGGUUACGUAGCACAAUUCUUACUGUUAUUGCGGCUGUGGUACAAAUUAUUGCUUUGACAUGGUAUAUUGUGAGUUACAUUCCUGGUGGACAAACUGGAUUAAGAUUUAUAUCAUCAUUGUUUACAUCACUUGUCACAAAGACUUGUAAAAAAACCAUAUCGGUGUGAAAUAAGUGGGAAGCCAGUACACCAUAACUGAUUUUUGCAAGAGUUCUAAUGCUGACAUAUUGAAGGCCAAACUAUAGUGUUGCAUUGCUCGAAGUAAACUUUAAUGUUUUGUCUUAGAUGCUGAAUUUUGUAAUAUAUUUAUCUUUAUGAAGUUGAAGUGCAA
Styela clava is the source of this 1030-nucleotide messenger RNA. RefSeq lists its product as uncharacterized. Gene Ontology annotation, cellular component: membrane. Gene Ontology annotation, biological process: vesicle-mediated transport. The record is from RefSeq and is a predicted model, not a curated record. NCBI's taxonomy places the organism in Eukaryota, Metazoa, Chordata, Ascidiacea, Stolidobranchia, Styelidae.